Durusdinium trenchii is the source of this 5328-nucleotide messenger RNA. Lineage: Eukaryota; Dinophyceae; Suessiales; Symbiodiniaceae. The record is from the annotation of a GenBank genome assembly.
AUGGACUCGGUCACCAGGCUGAAAGCCUGGUCCUCGCGGUCCACCGGACAAAAACCCAGCUGUCGAAAGCCUCUCUCAGUGGCUUCCAGCUUUCGAAGCCAGGAGUUUGCACGCCUCACGAAGUUCCUGGUGCUUUUCGACCGCCCCACGCCGGAGCAGCGCCAGGCCCUGUGGCGCUCCGCGCUGCCCAGCCGGGUGCCUUUGGCGGAGGACGUGGAUUUCAAGGCCCUUGGAACGCUCGAGUUGGACGCCGAUGGGAUCGCCAGCGCGGCCUUCCGUGCCUGUGCUGCGGCCGUGUUGCGACCGGAGAGGGCCUUGGUACAGCUGGAGGACCUCACCGCGGCCGCCGCCCAAGAGCAGUGCGGACCCCAAGGCCAAGGGCGGAAUUGCUCCAAGGACGAGCCAGUGCUCUCACCAAAGAAGGACUACACGGAGAGUGAGAAGGUGACGUUGUCUCAAAUCUUCCUGCAGCAUGCGGUGGGCAACAGCUUGCCGGUGACUCCCUGGUACUCGGCGGCACGCUCCGUGGCGAAUGCCUUUCCCGAAAAGCUGGGCAGCUUAGACAACCAUGCCAUCCUCGGCCGCGUCUUCCAGAUGAUCGACGCGGAUCACGAUGGGAUGCUGGAUGAGACCGAGUUCGUGGAGGGCCUUUAUUCCUUGCUUUAUCCCAAGGACGCGGAGGCUCACACCUUGGCCCAGCGCAUCGCCAAGGGCAUCAUCGCAACACCAAGCAACGACUUCAAGAAUGUGAAGACUGUGGCCAUCCUUGGUGCCGGUGUCGCAGGUUUGCAGACCGCACGCCAUUUGAAGGAGAUUGGCCUCGAGUGCACGAUCUUCGAGAAAGAGGAAGACAUCGGAGGCGUUUGGCGGCAGAACUAUGCAGACUUCGGACUUCAAGUUCCAAAGGAAUUGUAUGAGUUCCCUGAUUUUCCUUAUCCAGAAGACUUCAGAUGUCAGGAUUUCCCCACAGGGGCUGAGACCCAGGCAUAUAUCCAACUCUAUGCCAAGACCUUCAAGUUGUACGAGCUGGUCCGUUUCAAGACCUUCAUCCGCGAGGUGCGGCCGGCUGGCUCCAACCAGCGUGGCUGGACCAUCUUGUGGAAGACGGCCGAGGGCGCGGACAAAUCGGAAGCAUUUGAUUUCCUGGUGAUGGCCACUGGCAUGUAUGGUUGGCCUCCACAUCUUCCGGUGGCCCGCAACUCUAGAGCGUUCAAAGGUCAGAUCUUGCAUUCUUGUACGUUUACAGAUCGGAAGAUGGCAGAAGGCAAGAAGGUCAUCGUCGUCGGAGGAGGCAAAUCGGCCAUCGACAAUGCAGUGGCUGCUGCAAAGGAAGGCAUCUCAAGCACACUGGUGUGCCGGCAGUUUCAUUGGCCCGUGCCGCGCUUGCUGCUGAAUGCAGUUCCAUUCAAGUACGGCACCUAUUCUCGCUUUGGCCAUUGGAUGCUGACCCCGCAUCAUGAAGAAGGGCCCGUGGCCAAGUGGUUCCACGGCACUUGUGCACCAGUGAAGUGGAUCUGGUGGCGCGUGGUGGAGCUCAUGUUCCGCGGGCAAUUCCAGUUGCCGUCCGAGAUGGUGCCACCCGACAGCAUCGACAUCGACCUCUUCAGCGGCGGCCAGAUCUUGAACUAUGAGUUCCGCGACAUGGUGCAGGAGGGGAAGAUCAAGGUGAUCCAGGGGGCCAUCGACUCCUUCACACCUGAGGGUGUGGUGUUGACCAAUGGCACUCAGCUGCACUCCGACCUGGUGAUCUAUGGCACCGGCUUUGCCAAGAACUACGAUAUCUUCGACAAGGUCCUGCAGGAGAAGCUGAACAUUCAGAAGGAUGGCUUGUUCCUCUACCGGAACAUGCUUCCCCCGCGCCUGCCGGAUUUGGCAUUUGUGGGCUGCGAGGUGAGUACCUCCAACAACAUCCUCACUCAUGGGCUCCAAGCCUUGUGGCUCUCGAAGGUCUUGAAGGGAGAGAUCCACUUGCCCGCGCCCGGAGCGAUGGACAAGGUCAUUGAGAAGGAACGUGCUUGGAAACGCUUGUGGAUGCCCCCGAUGUCCUCGCGGGCGUCCAUUUGGCAGUUGCACAUGAUGAAGUAUCAUGACAUGUUGGUGGGCGACAUGAACCUGUGGAAGUUCCGGAAGACGCUUGGAGUGCAGUUUUCAGAUGAUUCGCCUGGCUUUGCUUGUAGGAUUACUCGAGCCUCUUCAAGAAGUGAGCCAAUUUUGAAGCCUGAAUCCUGUGUCGACACGUGGACGGAGCCGUCCAGCACGGAGCCGUCCAGCACGGAGCCGUCCAGCUCCGGUGGUGGUGGGGCGAGUUUUGAAGGAUUUGUGGUCUCCAUUUGGUAUGUGUUCGAGGAGGAAUUCCUCCGCAAGCACCGGUACAAGGAGAUCUCCAGCUUUCACACCAUCUACAUGCUCACUGAAGAGCGUGCUGGACGUCGAUCCUGGAAGGGCUGUGAGAAGCUCUGUUGGCGCAUCCGCACGACGGAGCUGGAGCGGCUGUUCAUCCCCAUUCUCACCCUGGAUGGCAUCGAAGGUUCAUAUCCGGAGAUGUUUGACCAGCACCCGAAGAACAUGGGCCUUUGCUUUGCCAUGGCCUCCAAUGGCUACGACCUACUUCUCGUGGAGGCGCAGGAUCGCUUGGCCAGCAACGAUCUGGAAGGCAGCAUGUACUUUUCGGGCACGGGCGGCAUGCGCCCGGGGCACCUUCUGAAGUUGGAGCCCGUGGCGUCAUCGAGCGGCGAGGAGCGAGCGUCGCGACCUCGGACCCGGCCGGAUCCGACUCCAAUUCCAGUGGAGCAGGUGAGUGCUGAGGCAUCUCAGGAGCGCGAAGGCCUGCCGACGGUGGAGCCUCAAACCAGCGCGACCAGCGCCAGCAGCUAUGGGACCAGUCAUAUCACUGGAAGCCGCGGAACCAAUCCAGGCUACAUGCCAAGUGCCUUAAGUCCAAGUGGUUUGAGCUACGGCUUCCCCUCGGAAGAUGACCCCUUAGCCUGUGGCACGCGCUUGAGCGAGUUGAUGGAGCAAGAGAACUCGGAGCAAACCGAUGGUGGAAGCCCAAAGAGCAACUUGGGAACGCCCGGCAUCAAAAGUGUGACCUUUGACAAUUCAGCGGCGGUCUCGGACUACCACCGACCGAAGAUCUCGAAGACCCUGACAGAAGCACAUCGCAAUGUCCUAGAUUGCGACCUGGACCUCCUGCGAGGCAUCCCCUUGCGGCGCACCUUGCGGCAAGGGGGGCAUGUGUGGCGGAGCAAGCCGAGGGAGAUGAAAGCAUCAGAGCGAAUGAAGUUCUACAGCCAAUCCAAGCCCACCACCUCCAUCGACAUCUUCUUUUCUCACACUUGGCUCACCGAUGGGAAGUGGAAAGCUUUGAGCCUGCUGCUUGAGUCGAACCAGCUCACAGUGGUCGUUGCAUGGGCAGUGGCAGCACUGACCGCCUUCUUUUUGUGCCUCUUCGAGGUGCUUCCCAUGCCUUUCAUCUACGUGGCGGAGUUCACCGAUUCCCAUAAUGUGGAGACAGAGGUGGAAUGCCCCUUGGGCUUUUGGGUCAUGGCCUUAGGGAUGAUCGCAUCCAUUUGGUGUCCCUUGAUCAUGGCGCACCUGCCCGAGCUGCCGGAGAUUUGCUGCUCAGAGGCGUGCUUUGUGGACGUUUGCUGCAUCCACCAGGCCGACGAAAAGCUCAUGCAACGCGGCAUCUACGGCAUCGGCGGAAUCCUCUCCGUCUCACGAGAGCUGCGAGUGCUGUGGAGCGCACCCUACCUCUCCAGAUUGUGGUGCGUCUUCGAGUUGGCGGCCUUUCGAAAAGCCAGCCCUCAAGGAAAGAUCACCUUGUCUCCCCUGUUCAUCGAAGCGGCAGUGGCGUGUGUUUGGAUCCUCUUCUACGUCACCAGCACCAUCUCCCUCAUCAGUUUCACUUACUCUGGAGAGUCGGCAGAGUACGUGGGCAUCUUCCUGAAUACCAUCCCCGUGCUAGUGGCCGCACACAUUCUGCGGGUGAACUUCUUGUCGAAGCAUAAGCUAUUGUCGGAUUUGGAAACCUUUGAUUUGAGCACUACGGAGUGCUCCAGUGAUUCUGAUCGCGAAUUUAUCUCGAGAGCCAUUACCAAAUGGUAUGGCAGUAGUGCAGACUUCACCGCCUUCGUUCAAGACGAUUUGCGGCGGGAGUUGGUCACCCCCAUUUUGUCCAGCAGCAUGCCGUUGGUCUACUACCUUUUCAUCAUCACGCCCAAGUUAGCGGCGAACCUGGAAAUCUUGCUCGCCCUUCUCAGGGGAGGGGUGCCGGGCGAGAGCAUCGCGGCGCAUGCCAUGGGGGCCUUGCUGGGCUAUUGCUUGUGCUGGUGUCCUGCUUACUUGGCUCUUUUGGUGUACCUCAGCGACCGCUUCGCUGAGCCGCGCAUCGCGUCGAGAUGCGGGGACCUCCUUCAAUCGCUCCUUCUGGGCCUGUGCGUGGCGGCCGUGUCGGCGGCCGGGAGUUUCGCGUCCCGAGAAUGUUACGAGCGUGGCAUGUUUCCCUCUUUGGGCUGGGCCGGUUUUUCGCUGGUGGCCUUGGCCUUGGCACGUUCGCGUGGCGGACCCAUGGGGCCGAUCGGAGACUGUUUGAGUACCAUGGCAGCUGACCAGGUGAACAUUGAUAGAAGCGGCGCCGUGGCGCGCCGUGGCGUUGAGCUCCUGGUGGACUUGACAGAGUGGGUGAAGCGCUUCUCAGAGUACUUCAAGGGCGACGGGUCGCACACGCAGAUCCUGGACGCCAGCGGCUACCGCGAGAACUUCCUCUUUCGCUGCUGCACGCAACAGAGCUCCAAACUUCCAGUGAAAUCAGCCCGGGAUGCCCUCACGGUCUACUUCACGGUGGCCUUCGUCGCGUUGCCGCCCGAGCCCAUGCAACCCAGACUCUCCGAUGCCAGGGUGGGUUUCUUCACCACACCGGUCCUGGUGGGAGGGCCCACACGGGCCACGACGGUGCAAUAUGUCAUCUCCAAGUGGGACUUGGCCCGACGGAAGCAGCUGCUUUACGUCAUCGACAAGUCUGUACCCGAGAUGUUCCACGAGACCAUCAAGAAGGGGGUCUUGGUGUGGAAUGAGACCUUCCCAGACUGCAAUGGGGACGCCCCGUUACACUGUGUAGCUCCCGCGGACGAAGACUAUCCAGAUGAGUACGAAGCGGGCGAUGGGCGGCAUAUCGCCAUUUUCAUGACCAACCCUUCGACGAAGGGACUUCUGGGCUAUGGCCCGAGCGCCGUGGACUAUCGCAGUGGAGAGAUCCUCUUCGCCAGCGUGGUCUUGGGACUGAAGAGCCACGUGAAGAUUUGCUCCGACUACUCGGAGCGAUGCUGA